UCUCUCUCGGGGACGGAACUCCAACAAGUGUUCCUCUCUCUUCCUCUCAUGGCGCCCAUGACAGCAGAGUUGCUUAACAAGGCUCCGGCGAUCUCGGAAGCCGAGAACGGCGCGGUGCGAAAUGUGAAGACGCCCGCGACGGGGGCGGCGACGGUGAAGUGCAAUCCGGUGCUGUCGGAUCAGCAGAAGACGUCGAUCCGGGGGACGGUGGCGGAGCUGCUGAAGAGCGCCGGCGCGGGGAAGCCGCUCGUGUCGCUCGGCGUCGGGGACGCCUCGGCAUUCCCGUGCUUCCGGAAGGGGAGCGAGCUCUUCGCCGAGGCCGUCGCCGGCGCCGCCAGGUCGGGGCUCUUCGACUGCUACGCGCCGUCCUUCGGCUUCCCCUUUGCGCGCCGGGCGGUAGCGGAUUACCUAUGGAAAGGAAUCAAGAAGCAGCAGAAGCAAGAGCAGGCGCAGGAGCAGGGAAUUCGGGAGGGCGACGUGUUCCUGACGGUGGGCGGGACGCAGGCGAUCCAGGUAUGCGUGACGGUGCUGGCCCGGCCGGGGGCCAACCUGCUCCUGCCGCGGCCGGGGUUCGCCCCCUACGAGUCCGCCUGCGAGCUGUCCGGCGUCGAGCCCCGCUACUACGACCUCCUGCCCCGCCGCGGCUGGGAGCUCGACCUCCGCCAGAUCCGAUCCCUCGCCGACGCCCGCACCGUCGCCGUCGUUCUCAUCAACCCUAACAAUCCCUGCGGUGCCGUCUACUCCGCUGCCCACCUCCUCCAGAUCGCUGAAACUGCAAGAGAGUUAAGUCUCCCAAUUAUUGCAGAUGAGAUAUAUGCAGAUAUGACAUAUGGGGAUGCCAAGUUUUUGCCAAUGGCUUCAUUUGCCCACCUGGCACCAAUUAUUACUAUAGGAGCAUUGUCGAAACGCUGGAUGGUUCCUGGUUGGCGCCUCGGAUGGGUAGCCUUGUAUGACCCUACUGGUGCUCUUAAGCAAGUCCGGGUGGCUACUGAGAUGCUCAUGAAUGUUACUUCAGGUCCAUCUUCGAUAGUUCAGGCAGCUGUCCCGAGUAUUCUUUCUGAUUCGCAUGAAGAAUUUCACAAAAAUGUCCUUGCGCAACUCGAAUCUUCAGCAGAUGCCCUUUACGAAAGAAUACAGCAAAUUGAUGUGCUGCAUUGUUAUUCGCGGCCUCAAGGCUCCAUGUUCAUGAUGGUAGAGGUCAACACAUCGCUUCUAUAUGGCAUAGGGGAUGACAUGGACUUUGCAAGAGAGCUGAUUAAAGAAGAAUCUGUCUUGGUUGUACCAGGUUCUGUCAUUGGAUUAAAGAAUUGGGUGAGAAUAUUCUUUGGAGUUCCUGCUAGCUUGCUGGAGGAGGCGUGCGACAGAAUCGAGUCCUUCUGCAGAAGGCGGCGAGUCAGCAAAAUUGCUUUGUAAAAUAAGUCUAAUGGCUCUAAAAGAACACAGAAAUAUUCCACCAGAUCUAAGUGGCAUUGCUAUUGGGUCCAACAUGUAACAUAUUGUCCUACACAGUGUUAAUUGUAGUUGCAUUGCAUAAUCUAAUGUUCUUGUUCAAUUGUUGCUUCAUAAAAGAAAAGGUUGUGACUAAAUGGAAAGAUUUUGCUAUGUGAUCAAGAUCUAUGCAAAGGUAAGGUUAUAUACGGUACGUCUGUAGCAAGGGUUUUGUUUAGACGUUGAAAUAAGUUAUCCAAAGAUAAUUUAUUUGAUAUGAAAAA
Messenger RNA from Ananas comosus (pineapple), 1712 nucleotides. RefSeq names its product probable aminotransferase TAT2. Gene Ontology annotation, biological process: amino acid metabolic process; biosynthetic process. Bases 49 to 1413 code for a protein of 454 amino acids. The transcript has 9 exons. NCBI's taxonomy places the organism in Eukaryota, Viridiplantae, Streptophyta, Magnoliopsida, Poales, Bromeliaceae. The record is from RefSeq and is a predicted model, not a curated record. Gene Ontology annotation, molecular function: pyridoxal phosphate binding; transaminase activity.